Messenger RNA from Diachasmimorpha longicaudata, 2098 nucleotides. RefSeq names its product prostatic acid phosphatase-like. The record is from RefSeq and is a predicted model, not a curated record. Lineage: Eukaryota; Metazoa; Arthropoda; Insecta; Hymenoptera; Braconidae. Bases 195 to 1451 code for a protein of 418 amino acids. Gene Ontology annotation, molecular function: phosphatase activity. Gene Ontology annotation, biological process: dephosphorylation. The transcript is spliced from 6 exons.
UACCCACGUUCAGUAUUCCACAGGUUGUGCGUUAUUUCGGCUGCAUUUUCCUAAGUUUAUCCCCCUAGAGUAAGCUCUCAGCACUCUCACUGAUCCCCAAAAAAAUCCAGACGAUGUCUCGACACCAGUGAAACUCUCCCCCAGAUUAAAUUUUCUUUCGAGACGUCUCAUUAAAUCUCAUUAAAUUAGUCGUUAUGCUGUAUCUUCUAUUAUUUAUGGCCACGAUUGUGCUCCCUUCGUCCAGAGCUGGGGAUCCGGAGUUGGGAAAUAUCGUUCUCGCUAAUGUCCUGUUCAGACAUGGGGACAGGACACCUCUGGAUCCGUACCCGAACGAUCCCUGGAGGAAUGAGUCGCUCUGGCCGGUGCCCUUCGGACAACUGACUAAUUUGGGGAAGCAUCAGCACUUGGAACUCGGCAGAUGGUUCCGAGCAAGAUACGACCAAUUGUUACCCAGGAAGUAUUCCUUCCACGACAUUUACAUUCGAAGUACAGACGUGGAUCGCACGCUGAUGUCAGCGGAGGCCAACCUCGCUGGGUUGUACCCACCGGUGGGUGAGCAGAUCUGGGAUACGCUCAAGUGGAUGCCGAUACCCGUUCACACAAGCCCGGAGAAGGAGGACAACGUCCUCUCCGGAAAAAAGUACUGCGCCAGGUAUAAUUACGAACUAAAUCGGGUGCUCAACUCGCUAAAAAUGCGAAAAAUCAUUCAAGAUCAUCAGAAGCUCUUCGAUUAUCUCACUAAGAUGGCUGGGAAGAAGAUCGAUGAUCUGGAGCAGUUGAAUUACUUGUACAACAAUUUAUUUAUUGAGAGUAUUUACAAUAGAACUCUCCCAGAAUGGACCAAACCCAUUUAUCCGGAUAAACUUCAACCACUUGCGGCUCUGAGUUUUGAAACUCAGGCGAAUAAUAAAAUUCUACAGAGACUCAGAAUGGGGCUGUUAGUGAAAGAAAUGGUGGACCACAUGGUCCAAAAAUCAAGAAACGCUCUCGUACCUGACAGAAAAUUAUUUAUGUACUCAGCCCAUGAUGACACUGUAGCCAAUCUGUUAAUGACCUUGGGGCUGUUUGAGCCCCACUGUCCGCCCUACACGGCGACCAUCCUCAUAGAACUCAGGCAGAACGCGAAGAGUCAGUUCGUCGUGACGAUAUCCUACAAGAAUUCAACAGCAGAACCGACUCUGCUGACCCUGCCAGGCUGCAUCCCAGCCUGCCCUCUCUCCCAAUUCGUAAAAUUAACCAAAGAUAUCAUCCCAGAGGACUGGGACAAGGAGUGCUUGAUCACGUGGGAGACUUAUGGCGUGGACUUCAGUAUUUCAACGAUUUUAGGCAUCAUGAUGUUCGCCAUUCUCCUCCUGAUCUUCGUCGUCCUCCUCAUCGUCUCGUUUGUCUUCUGGCAUUACAAACGAGCCCAUUGUCAGUAUUACACUCGCCUCUCCACGGAUUCAAUUUAAUAUUAAUUCGCCCAUAAAUUUAACCGACCUGAACAUUCAGGACUCCUCACACGAAGAUACCAGAAUGAUUGUUGAUCUAUUUUUGCAUGAACAGAGGAGUUUGUCCUCUUCGUCAUAAUCCUCUUUGUCUAUAAGCUACCAAGGGGCCCAACGACGUAUCUACCUCAUCAAGUAUGUCGAGAGUACUUUUUUUUGGUUCUAUUUUCCAUUAUAUUCUAACAAAAAACUCGACAUAGGUGUGAUAAUUAGUGAGAUUCAUCGAAUCAAUGGCCAAAAUCAAGAGAAAUAAGGUUUUAGAAGUAUAAAAACUAUUUUUGACGUAUUUUACUGGAAAUUGCAACUCAUGAAAUUUUAAUCUAAAUCAACUUUUUAAAAAAUGUGGUAAAUGUACCUCGUGGAUGUAUUUAUGUAUUCAAAUAUGAAGGACUGUCCUUCAGUGAAUGUUAAAGGAUAAUUCAGUGUGAUAAUAAAAUACAAUGAGUAACAGAAUAUAUUAUGCUUUAUUUGGAUUAAAAAAUCUCUUAACAUUCAAUAACAUCGAGUGAUGGAGUGCUAAAACGAAAGAACAGCUGUUGACUUCUUUAAGAGUAUCCGGGAAUUCAGGGGAGAAGUGAAAUUUUUUUGGAGAUAUUUUUUUUUUACAUUUU